This is a messenger RNA of Pyricularia oryzae 70-15, 1554 nucleotides long. Its product is annotated as ATPase NPA3. NCBI's taxonomy places the organism in Eukaryota, Fungi, Ascomycota, Sordariomycetes, Magnaporthales, Pyriculariaceae. The transcript is spliced from 2 exons. The record is from RefSeq and is a predicted model, not a curated record. The coding region runs from base 104 to 1330 and encodes 408 amino acids. Gene Ontology annotation, molecular function: GTPase activity.
AAUUUCUCGCCGCAUUCCCCGCCCAGCAACUUUCUUUUCAUCAAUACCACAAUCACAAAUAGCAUCACAGUUUUUGGCAAAUCCAGAAGCAGUGCACAUCGAAAUGGCUUCAGAACCGGCCGCACCUUCUGCGACUAGCAGCAAUGCCGACAAGCCUGUGGCCGUCGUCUGCGUCGGCAUGGCAGGCUCCGGCAAGACUACCUUUAUGCAGCGCAUAAACGCCCAUCUCCACGGCAAGAAGGACCCUCCGUACGUUAUCAACCUCGACCCGGCCGUGCUCAACGUCCCGUUCGACAGCAACAUCGAUAUUCGCGACUCGGUCAACUACAAGGAGGUCAUGAAGCAGUACAACCUGGGCCCCAACGGCGGCAUCCUCACAUCUCUAAACCUGUUCGCAACAAAGGUCGACCAGAUAUUGAACCUGCUGGAGAAGCGCACAGCCCGAGACACGCCCGAGAACGCCGGUCGCAAGCCCAUCGAGCACAUCCUGGUCGACACGCCCGGCCAGAUCGAGGCCUUUGUGUGGUCGGCCAGCGGCACGAUCCUGCUCGAGUCGCUGGCAUCGUCCUUCCCGACCGUCAUCGCGUACGUGGUCGACACGCCGCGCACCCGCUCGACCAGCACCUUUAUGAGCAACAUGCUCUACGCCUGCAGUAUCCUGUACAAGACCAAGCUGCCCAUGAUCCUCGUCUUCAACAAGACGGACGUGCAGGACGCGUCCUUUGCCAAGGAGUGGAUGACGGACUUUGACGCCUUUCAGGCCGCGCUGCGGGAGGACGAGGAGCGCAAUGCUUUUGGGUCCGCCGAGGGCGAGUCGGGCUCCGGCGGCAGCGGCUACAUGAGCAGUCUGCUCAACAGCAUGAGCAUGAUGCUGGACGAGUUCUACGCUCAUCUUAGCGUCGUCGGCGUCAGCUCCAUGACUGGCCACGGCGUGGACGAUUUCUUUACAGCAGUCGCUGAAAAGGCGGAGGAGUUCCGCCGCGACUACCAGCCCGAGUUGGAGCGGAGGCGGGAGGAGCGCGACGAGGCAAAGAAGCUCAUCCGGGAGCAGGAGCUCGACAAGAUGAUGAAGGGCAUGUCGUUUGCGGGCGACAAGGAUGGGACUGGUGCUUCCGGCAGCAACGACGCCGAGGAUGAGAACCCGGAUAUUGCUGCGUUGGGGAGGAGGGUUGACGCUAUAGACUCGGACGACUCGGUUGCCGAUGACGACGAGAUGGAUGAUGAGGGGUUGAAGGCAAGAUAUGAUGCGGCGCUGAACGAUGCAAAUGCGUCGAUGAGCCAGGACGCCAGCUUUGCCAACUACCUGCGGUCUCAGGCAAACCAGCAGUAACGGCACCGGCAGGGGAUUUGUGGGGGAAGAGGUGUUAAGGGGUGGGCAUCGGGCAUGUACUAGCAUCAGGCGGCGUUAAAUCAGGGUCAUUACUUCGUAUUUGUGAUACCAAAAGAAUUGGAUUCCAAAGAAAAGACGGGCUGUCUUGGCGGUACAGCGGCUGUCUUUCCAUAUUUUCCACAUGUCCUUCUGCCAUUUCCAACUCCAAACUCCAUCCAUUAUCA